Molecule: messenger RNA, 3094 nt
Organism: Tupaia belangeri chinensis (Chinese tree shrew)
Lineage: Eukaryota; Metazoa; Chordata; Mammalia; Scandentia; Tupaiidae
Product: storkhead-box protein 1-like
Exons: 2
Biological process (GO): regulation of transcription by RNA polymerase II
Cellular component (GO): nucleus; cytoplasm
Molecular function (GO): RNA polymerase II transcription regulatory region sequence-specific DNA binding
Source: RefSeq, a predicted model, not a curated record
CAAGAGAAUGCUUUCCCUAUUUCCCAUUGUCAGUCUUGCCAGUGUUACCCUGACGUGUGCACUCAGGAGGUCCCGGAACCACCAGCUGCUACAGAGCUGACUGGAAAGAGCCAGAAAAAUCUUGGAGACUCCAAACCCUGGGUACAAAAUCAGGCAGCUUCAGCAACUCAGGAGAAUUCUCUCUGUGGGAGCUCCACACCAUCACCCUGUACCAGAGACAGAGAAAAAGGCAAGAAGUUUGGCUUCAGUCUCUUGUGGCGCAGCAUAUCCAAAAAGGAGAAGCCCAAAACACAGCACAGCAAUUUCUCUGCCCAGUUCCCACCUGAGGAAUGGCCUGUCCGAGAUGAAGAUAACUUGGAGAAUAUCCCUCGAGACGUCGAACAUGAGAUAAUCAGACGAAUUAACCCGAUUCUGACUGUGGACAACUUAGUCAAACACACUGUCCUGAUGCAAAAAUAUGAAAAACAUAAAAAAUAUAAUAGCCAGGGCACGUCCACUGAUAUGUUGACAGCCAGGCACAGGCAUUCUUCCAAAGAGGCAGUUAAGAAAAGGCAGGGUCAGUCUGCAAAGUCUCGAAGGCAGGGCCAUUCUCACAGGGAUAGACGUAAAGCCAGAAGUCAGGGAAGCAAGCAGCAGCCGGGAAGCAUUAGACUGGAGAGACACUGCAGGCCCCCUGCCACACAGCCCGCUCCCGGAGCUCACAGCCCGAGUGAAGCGGUCAUUCAGAAACCAGUAGGGGAGAACCCAGCAGUGCUGAGUUCCCACUUGGUUUACAAAAAGCGGAUCAGUAAUCCUUUUCAGGGUUUGGCUCACCGAGGGAACCCAAUAACCAAAGGGCACAACGUUCAGAAGAUCAGUAAUCUGAAAAUCAGUCAGACUGGACUAAAGGAAAAAAAGCCAUUCCAAAGGUCAAAGUCUUUGGAUUCCUCCAGAAUCCUUGAUGGUGAAGCCAGUCGGCCACAUGUUGAACAUCGUGAUGAUAAACUGAAAGCAGAAGCCACUUACGUUGAUAACGCUACCGUCACUCCUGUCAGUGCUGGCUUUGGAGACCCGCUCUUCACUUACCAUCAGUGUAGAGAAUCGUGUAAAGAUGGUCAGUGCUGUUCCUUCAGGGAAGGCACGCUGAGGCGCGAUGUGUGCAGUGGAGAAAAUGAGAUAAUCCCUGGAGCCUUCAGGGAAAAUCAUUCUCACUUUGGCAAAUUAGAGGAGACCAAGGGAACAAAGCAUGCCCUGCCUUCACCAGGUACCUCCUCUUUAGACCAGACAGCUGCUUGUAAAUUAAUUGAGAAGACGGUACACCAGUUGCAAAAUCUUGGUCUUUUGGAUUAUUCAGUUGGCGCAGACCAUUUGAGACAACUCGAGAAACAGGGCAGAGACUCAGGAGAAUUCAUGGCAAAGGCAUUUGUCCAGGACGCAGGGACUGCGUGCCUAGAAAAUGGAGGGUUCUCUGAUGAUGACCGGGUCUUGUGUCAGAAUGAAGUGGAAGAUGAUGGUGCCUGCAGUUCACUGUAUCUAGAGGAUGAUGACUUUUCUGAUGAUGACGACUUGUGUCAAAUGCUGUCUGGUCACAGUCAGUACUCCUUGGUGACUGGUGGAAGCAAGUGGAACCAUUUAGAAAAACAGAAAGUGACUGAGAGAUCGCUGACUGAGUACAGUGGCAAAAUGGAUAGGUUUGAACCUUGGACGCUUAAAAGUAAUGAAUGUUACACACCUGCUGGGUUGCUUACUAACCCAGGUGAAAGCCAGAAACCUAAUCUCUCUUUGGAAAGCUGUGGCCUAAAUUCAGGGAAACGGUUUGGUUUUAACUUUGGAGAAGAAUCCAGUAUUGCUAAAUGUGUGCAGGCCUUGGUACCUGCUGAAGGAAGUUUAUUUGAUUACUGUAGCACCAGGAAAGCCAAUUCUGAGGCUGAAACCCUACAAGACUCUGUUGGUGACACAGGAGAGAAACCAGCUGGCUGGAAUCAGAGUCCUCAGAAUCAGGAAGUGAGAAAACAUUUCACACAAAAGCUAGAACUUUUCAGUCCUUCACAUAUGCUAGUGUUGGCUCAGGAUAUCCAGAACGUACACACACACUUGGAAGGAACAGAAAACCAUAGCAUGGCAGGAGACAGUGGAAUAGAUUCUCCCCGGACACAGAGUCUGGCAUCUAAUAACUCAGUCUUUUUGGAUGGAUUAAAAAGAAGACAGAAUUUUCUACAGAACUUUGAAGGCACAAAGAGCAAUCAAACACUCACAUCUGAUUCCUUACUACAACUAACUCCAGUCAUAAAUGUCUAAUUUUCUUUUGUAAACUUUUUUAAUGUACAUUACUAUAGAAUUUAUCAACUGAAUAUGUAAGAAUCUUCUAAAACCAAGCGUAUAUGCUAUUAACCUUAUUACAUAUUUUGUUGUCAUUACUGGCUUUUUGUUUUUGGAUAUUUUUAAGGCUUUAAAGCUUAUUUUAGUAUGAAUUUAUUGGGGAAUAUAUAGGUUAUAACAAAACAUGGAAUUAUUGGUAAUUUUCCAAUUAGAUGUAAUUAACUUAAUUUUCAGACAUUCACUAGUUUUUCAAAUAUAGGGCACUAAUUUAGUCACCAAGUAUCGCAGUUCUUUACCUACCCCGAUAGUUCAUAGAUCCAGAAAACUGUGUAUUUUAGGUUUGCAUAGAUAUUUGGCAACUGAAGUCUAUUAUUAUCAGACAGAAUUUAUAUAAAUUAGUUGGCUUCUUUGCAACAAGAAUUCCUUUCAUCCAUUCAUUGUCACCAAGGAUCUUCUCUUUGAUUGGACUUGAAUAUGAGCAAAUGGCUCCAAAUGUCAUGGACUGACAAUGUCGAAAAUGUUUGUGGCAGUGGACAUCUGGCUCUGCUAUUCUUCCUGUAUUUUAGGCUCUCUCUACAACAUGGCGAUGGGAAGUUGGAUGGUGGAGAUAGAAGAGAAGCAGAAUGGUUGUUGAAUGGCUUGUGAGUAAAAGGGAGGUUCUGAAUUAGAGAUUUAAAGGCAAGAUGGAAGAUGACUGAUAGACAUUUAGCAAUUCAUCUAUAUUUGGAUCCAUUUUUUUAAAAGGUAAUUUUUGAAGAAUUAUUUAAUUUUAUUUUAAUUUGAACAGAGAGAGAGA